AUGACCAACUACGUGAAGGGCGAGGUGGUCGAGGCCAACUUUGGGCCCCUUUUGGGGAGGGGCAUCUUUGCAGUGGAUGGGGAGGAGUGGCGGUGGCAGCGCAAGCUCGCGACGCGCAUCUUCUCCGUGAAGAGCUUCAAGCAGUAUGUCGGGGAGGUCUUCAGCGCCAAGGCAGACCUGCUGCUCCGCCGCCUCGCGGCCGCCUGCCCCAGCAGCGGCGGCGGCGGCGACGCCGGGAUGCUUGGUGUUGCGCCUGGGGAGCCCGUGGACCUUCAUGAUCUGAUGUACCGCUUCACUCUAGACACGUUCUCGCGCAUAGGCUUUGGCACCGACCCCGGCUGCCUCACCACCGCCGGCCGCCUGCCUUUUGCGGUCGCCUUUGACCGCGCCCAGCGCACCACCAACGCGCGCUUCUGGGUGCCCUGCUGGCCCCUGCUGGAGUUCCUGGACGGCCGCGGCCGCCAGCUGCGCCGCGACAUUGCCACAAUCCGCACCUUUGCCGCCGGCAUCAUCGCCGCGCGCCGCGAGCUCAUGCACACACCGCACGCCUGCUGCGGCGCCGCGACCCCGGCCGCGAGCUGCUGCGAUGGGCCCGGAGGUGCGGAGCCGCCGUCGUCGCCGGCCUCGUCGUCCGCAUCAGCGCCAGACAGCUUCGCCCACGGCGACCAGGCGCCGCUUGGCGGCGGCGGUUUUGGCGGCAUCGACACUGCGGAAGCUCUGGGGAAGGGGCCCUCGGUCGGCAGCCAGGUCGAGCAGUGGCAGCAACAGCAGCGGGGCGGGGACGAGGAAGGGGCCGAUGGGCGCCGCCCGGCGCAGGACGAGGCGUCGUCCGACCUGCUGGGCCUCUUCAUGACGGAGGACGGCCCCGACGGCGCCCCCCUGGGUGACGAGGCGCUGGUGGACACGGUGCUGAAUUUCAUCAUCGCCGGCCGCGACACCACCGCGCAGGCCCUGUCCUGGACGCUCCACCACGUCAUGAACCGCCCCGAUGUAGAGUCCAAGAUCCUGUCAGAGGCGGAGGCCGUGCUCGGCCCCACCAGCGCCGACGCGCAGCGGCACGCACGCACGCAGCAGCAGGGCGACCGCUCGGACGCGUACAGCAGCGGCGGCGGUGGGGGCGGCGGCGGCAAGCCGACCUAUGAUCAGCUUCACGCGCUGAAGUACGCGCGGGCUGUGUUUCUGGAGGGGCUGCGGCUGCACCCGUCGGUGCCUGAGAACGCCAAGUUUGCCCUGCGCGCCGACGUGCUGCCCGGCGGCACGCGAGUGCCGGCCGGCGCUAUGAUCCUCUACAGCCCUUUCGCCAUCAACCGCAUGAGGGAGUUCUGGGGGCCCGAUGCGGACGAGUUCAGGCCCGAGCGGUGGGAGGAGCUGGCCCACACGCCCUCAGCCUACAGCUUCCCCAGCUUCAACGCCGGCCCCAGGAUCUGCCUGGGGCAGCGGCUGGCCGAGCUGGAGGGCGUGUACGUCCUGGCACAGCCGGAGGCGGGGGGCGCGUCCUGGGGGAAAGUCCUGCUGCUGCGCCGCUUCCGCCUGCGGCCGGCCGCGGGGCGUCCCGUGCAGUACGAGCUGAGUGUGAGCAUGCCCAUGAAAGACGGCCUCUGGGCGCACAUCGAGGAGAGGGCUGCGUGUGCUUGA
Messenger RNA from Monoraphidium neglectum, 1635 nucleotides. RefSeq lists its product as hypothetical. The record is from RefSeq and is a predicted model, not a curated record. NCBI's taxonomy places the organism in Eukaryota, Viridiplantae, Chlorophyta, Chlorophyceae, Sphaeropleales, Selenastraceae. The transcript is spliced from 11 exons. Gene Ontology annotation, molecular function: monooxygenase activity; heme binding; oxidoreductase activity, acting on paired donors, with incorporation or reduction of molecular oxygen. The coding region runs from base 1 to 1635 and encodes 544 amino acids.